CGUCAACCUGAAAGGAAAACACCUUUGUGACUGCAUCUUUUUUUCCAAACAUCGGCCCUUCACUGACGACGGCUCCGCCGCCGGAGCCUCCGCAUUAUUGUUUCCGACCUCUCUUCGUUCAAAGAACCAGCUUGCAACACAUUCUUGUACAUCCCUUGCUGCCACCACCCUUUACUCAACAUAUCAUUACUCGAAGAUUUUGUGCUUCCGAAUCAUAAGCGUUUCGUUACUGAAUCUCUUUCCCGAACAUCGCGUUGAAGUUACGUUUCUUGAAGGUUCUCACCAUUUCCUUGAACUCAUGGCCGCAUGGUCUUCAAGAAAGUUGCUGAGAGAUGUUAUUCUCAAAAGCGUAGUUCCGUACCAGCUUUCCGCCGUCAGAUGUUUUUCCUCCGCGCCUCAAAGUGCUCCCAAGAUCGGUCACUAUUCCAAGAAGGGAAGGUUGUGGACGGGAGCCACCAUAGGUCUACUUAUAGCUGGUGGAGCUUAUGUGAGUACUGUGGAUGAAGCUACUUUCUGUGGAUGGUUAUUCUCCGCAACAAAACUCGUGAAUCCUUUUUUCGCAUUGUUGGAUCCUGAGUUUGCCCACAACUUGGGUGUCUCAGCUGCAGCUCGUGGUUGGGUUCCGAGGGAGAAGAGGCCCGACGUACCAAUCUUAGGGCUAGAAGUUUGGGGAAGAAAAUUCUCCAACCCAGUAGGCCUUGCUGCAGGUUUUGAUAAAAACGCCGAGGCUGUUGAUGGUUUGCUUGCUUUGGGCUUUGGCUUUGUGGAGGUAGGAUCUGUUACUCCUGUUCCCCAGGAUGGCAAUCCUAAACCUCGGAUCUUUAGGUUGCGAAACGAAGGUGCUGUAAUAAAUAGAUGUGGCUUUAACAGUGAGGGAAUUGUUGCUGUUGCAAAGAGGCUGGGUGCUCAGCACGGUAAGAGGAAACUAGAUGAAACUUCAAGCACUUCACCUUCUUCCAACAAUGAAGUCAAACAAGGUGGAAAAGCUGGCCCUGGCAUCCUUGGUGUCAAUCUUGGAAAGAACAAGACAAGUGAAGAUGCUGCAGCGGACUAUGUUCAAGGAGUUCAUACAUUGUCUCAAUAUGCUGAUUAUUUGGUAAUUAAUGUUUCAUCGCCCAAUACCCCUGGUUUGCGCAUGCUUCAAGGAAGAAAGCAACUAAAGGACCUUGUUAAGAAGGUUCAGGCUGCUCGUGAUGAAAUGCAGUGGGGUGAGGAGGGCCCACCUCCAUUGCUGGUAAAAAUUGCGCCAGAUUUGUCAAAAGAAGACCUUGAAGAUAUUGCUGCAGUUGCCUUGGCUCUUCACUUGGAUGGACUGAUUGUAUCAAACACAACCAUUUCAAGACCAGAUCCUGUCAGUAAAAGUCCACUGGCUUCAGAAACUGGUGGCUUGAGUGGGAAGCCUCUCUUCAAUCUCUCUACCGAAAUCUUGAAGGAGAUGUAUAUCUUGACAAGGGGCAAGAUUCCUUUGAUUGGUUGUGGCGGCAUUAGCAGUGGGGAAGAUGCAUAUAAGAAAAUACGAGCUGGAGCAACUCUAGUUCAGCUCUAUACUGCAUUUGCUUAUGGGGGACCUGCACUUAUUCCUCAGAUAAAGGCUGAAUUAGCAGAAUGCCUCGAAAGGGAUGGUUUCAAAUCCAUUCUUGAUGCAGUUGGUGCAGAUUGUAGAUGACUUUUAUCCCACAUCAGAAUCCUGUGAUGCAAACAUAGUUAUUAGAAUCUUACGAUUCAACACGUUUUGACUAUUUUUAUCGGUUGGUAUCAUAAGAUGAACUUUAAACAGUUUUGUACCUUACGACACAUGAAUCAAAUACAUGUAAUUCGUAUCACCGAUUUGGUUCAAGAAUUCGUGUGUUUUUACUUUUUUCAGCAGUUGUCCUGAAAAAAAAAUUCAAAUAAAAAGGAAUUUGAAGAAUACUUGGUAAUUCA
Messenger RNA from Vigna angularis (adzuki bean), 1923 nucleotides. Its product is annotated as dihydroorotate dehydrogenase (quinone), mitochondrial. NCBI's taxonomy places the organism in Eukaryota, Viridiplantae, Streptophyta, Magnoliopsida, Fabales, Fabaceae. Gene Ontology annotation, cellular component: cytoplasm; mitochondrial inner membrane. The coding region runs from base 299 to 1666 and encodes 455 amino acids. The record is from RefSeq and is a predicted model, not a curated record. Gene Ontology annotation, molecular function: dihydroorotate dehydrogenase activity. Gene Ontology annotation, biological process: pyrimidine ribonucleotide biosynthetic process; 'de novo' pyrimidine nucleobase biosynthetic process. The transcript has 12 exons.